GGUCCUUGAGUCUGCGAUUCACGACGAGGACUGGCGCUCAAGAACGCGAGUAGAGCACCUCCAGUACACAUUGCUCAAAUGGCUCUUCGUCCUGCUUGUUGGCGCUGCAACGGGAGCUGUCGCUUUUUUCAUAAACAUGGGUGUCGAGAACAUCGCAGGCUUCAAGUACCAGAUGGUCCGUAAAUACAUGAAGACCGAAAGUUUGUUUGCAGGCUUUCUAAUCCUAGUGUGCUCCGACGUCUCUCUCGUCCUCUUCUCCUCGGUCCUCUGUAAUGUAAUUUCGAUGGAAGCUGCCGGUUCUGGUAUCCCGGACGUCAAAGCGUAUCUCAACGGAGUAGACGCACCAAGAAUAUUUGCAGCCAAGACACUGUUUGUCAAGAUCUUCGGAAGUAUAGGCUCUAUCGCUGGUGGUCUUGCAGUGGGAAAGGAAGGUCCGCUUGUUCACACAGGGGCGUGUAUUGCAAACGUUCUUGGUCAAGGUGGCUCCCGGAAGUACCAUCUCACGUGGAAAUGGUUGCGGUACUUCAAGAAUGACAGGGACCGGAGGGAUCUAGUGACAUGUGGUGCUGCAGCAGGUGUUGCUGGUGCCUUUAGAGCUCCUGUGGGUGGUGUGCUCUUUGCCCUGGAAGAAGCAACCUCUUGGUGGCGAAGUGCCCUUCUCUGGCGAGUCUUUUUCACAAAUGCCGUUGUGGCCAUGGUCGUCCGUGCUCUCAUGACCUAUUGUGCCAAUGGACACUGUGGGCUUUACAAUGGCGGAGGGUUUAUCAUAUUUGAUCAUACAGAGGCGAAAACGGAGUUUGGUGUGGUGGAAAUGUUUCCAGUCAUUGGGUUGGGAAUCAUUGGAGGAAUUGCGGGGAGCAUUUUUAACCAGCUUAACCUCUCGCUAUGCAAGUUGAGACAGCAAGGAAGCAGGCGUGGAGUAUGGAAAAUUGUGGAGGCAUGUGCAGUGGCAGCGUUGACAUCCGCAGUUAGAUUCUCCGUGCCGUUCCUGGUCAAGUGUCAGCAAUGCCCGGAUGGGAUUGAAUGCCCCAGCAAGACAGAGAUGGGGUAUUACAAGAGCUUCACUUGCCCGCCGGGCCACUACAACGACAUGGCUGGCCUGCUGUUUACACCCAACGAUGAUUCCAUUCGAAGCCUUCUCAGCAGCGGAACCCAUCAUGCAUUUUC
Closterium sp. Naga37s-1 is the source of this 1167-nucleotide messenger RNA. NCBI's taxonomy places the organism in Eukaryota, Viridiplantae, Streptophyta, Zygnematophyceae, Desmidiales, Closteriaceae. The record is from the annotation of a GenBank genome assembly.